ACAGGGUUGUGUGUGGGACCGUAGUAGUUUAACGGCAAGGUUGAGCUUAGAGAGUUGGAGUUGGAGUGAAGAGGUAGACGGAAACUGUGUUGGCAUGGCCCCUCGAAUCCUACUAUGCGGCGACGUUUUGGGGCGCCUCAACCAGCUAUUCAAGCGCGUCUCAUCGGUCAACAAAUCUGCAGGUCCAUUCGACGCGCUCUUGUGCGUCGGCCAGUUCUUCCCUGACUCGCCCGAGCAUCUGGAGGAGUUCACGGCCUUCAUCCACGGUGGCUCCGUCGUUCCCCUCCCGACUUACUUCAUCGGCGACUACGGCCUCGCCGCCCCUAAGAUUCUCUUGCAAGCUUCCAAGGACUCCGCCAACCGCGGCUUCAAGAUGGACGGUUUGAAGAUUUGCGAUAAUUUGUAUUGGUUGAAAGGCAGUGGCAAAUUCCCCCUAUUCGGGUUAUCCGUGGCCUAUUUAUCUGGUAGGAAGUCUUCCAGUGUUCAACAGUUUGGGACUUACACUGAAGAUGAUGUUGAUGCUUUGCGAGCAAUUGCUGAGGAACCUGGAAUUGUUGAUUUAUUCUUGACUAACGAAUGGCCAAGUGGGGUGACCAAUAGAGCAGCUGCUUCGGACAUUCCUGCUGGACUCUCUGAGGCUGUCGGCAGUGAUUCAACUAUAUCAGAGUUAGUGCAAGAGAUCAAACCACGUUAUCACAUUGCAGGCACUAAAGGUAUAUACUAUGCCCGUGAACCAUAUUCCAACGUAGAUGCUGUGCAUGUCACUCGUUUCAUAGGGCUUGCAUCUGUUGGAAAUAGAGAUAAGCAGAAGUUUAUUCAUGCAAUCUCCCCCACACCUGCAUCCACCAUGUCUUCAACUGAGAUUGCCAUGAAAACCACAAAUGCCACCUUAUCGCCAUACACAUUUGUGGAGAAAAGAAUUUCUCCAACAGACACCACAAAGAGAUCCAGUGAUUCUAUCUCAGAUUCUCAAUAUUGGAGAUAUGAUGUUUCUCAAAAGCGACAAAAACAUGAAGCGGGACAUGGUGAUAAGAUGUGUUUCAAAUUUGUUUCUUCUGGUUCUUGUUCGCGAGGAGAGAAGUGCAACUUUCGACAUGAUAUAGAUGCAAGGGAGCAGUGUGUGAGAGGUGUUUGUUUUGAUUUUUUGAACAAGGGAAAAUGUGAAAGGGGUCCAGAUUGUAACUUUAAACACAGCUUGCUGGAGGAAGGUGACAGACAUCCUUCUAGGAGGCCUGGAUCUGAAAAUACUAGGUCUGGCAGAUCAAAAGAAUGUUGGUUUUGUUUGUCAAGCCCGAAUGUGGAGUCACAUUUAAUCAUAAGCAUUGGGGAAAAUUACUACUUGGCAAUGGCUAAAGGUCCACUUGUUGAAGACCACGUACUGAUAAUACCAGUUGAGCACAUGCCUAGUACCUUAUCUAUGUCUUCUGAAUCUGAAAUUGAACUCUCUAGGUUUCAGAACAGUCUCAAGAGUUACUGCAAGAGCCAAGAGAAGGAAGUUAUCUUUUUCGAGUGGGCCUCCAUACGUGGCACUCAUGCCAAUCUUCAGGCCAUUCCCAUUCCAUCUUCAAAAGCAGUUAUGGUUGAAAAAGUUUUCAGUUUAGCUGCACAGAAGUUGGGAUUUAAAUUUGUGGCCAAGAAAUUUGAUAGUAUUUCUGAUGGAAGAAAGUUUUUAAAGACGCAAAUUGAUGGGGAUUCAAGCUUGUUCUAUGCUCAAAUCCCAGGUGGCACAAUUCUGCUGCAUCAUGUUGAAGAGAAAGAGAGGUUUCCUGCCCAAUUUGGUCGUGAGGUUCUGGCUGGGUUGCUUGAUAUGGCAGAUAAUGCUGAUUGGAGGAAUCGCAAACAUAGCAAAGAUGAAGAAAUGAAAAUUGUUGAAGAUUUCAAGAAACGAUUUCAAGAAUAUGAUCCAAACUGUUGAUUGUUCAUGCAUUGAAUUCUUAAUUUACUGCAAUGCUAUCAUGAUUAUGGUGGUUCCUUGUGCAUCUUUCGGUUAUAUGUCCUAAUUGCUUCGGUGCUGGAUGGCAGACUGAAAGGAGAUUUUAUAGUCUUGCUGGAUUUCAAUUAGUAACCUUGUUUCCAUCCACAGGUCAUGUGGCCAAGAAUCAGCUAGCCGAGGUUGCUAUUCUAUCAUUAGGCGCUAUAUGCAUCAGUCAACAAGCACCUGCUGCAUUCAAGUUUUGAAACAGGCUGGUUUUUCACCUGCUUUUUGUACGUAAUUGAGAAGCUAUUCACAUUUGUUUCGAGAGGCAGGUGGGUUGAGGGUGAGAGGAGAUUCACUUCGACUUUCAGCUAGUGAUUUAUCCAAUGAGAUCUUACAAGCUUUGUACUUGCAUUUGCGUAGUGUUGAAGUUUUUUUAUAAUUUGUGUAUUUUCUUUAAGUUGGGCUUCCACCUUUUUAUGGAAAUUCAAUUCACUAGACGUUACUCCUUUCGGUAUAUUUUGUUAUCAAAUUACCGUGCCUUUUUGUUCAUUCUUCUGGGUACUAUAACAGCUUCCAUUUUCAACCUGCUGGUCCUAAUUCUAAA
Messenger RNA from Cajanus cajan (pigeon pea), 2522 nucleotides. Its product is annotated as CwfJ-like family protein / zinc finger (CCCH-type) family protein. NCBI's taxonomy places the organism in Eukaryota, Viridiplantae, Streptophyta, Magnoliopsida, Fabales, Fabaceae. Gene Ontology annotation, cellular component: post-mRNA release spliceosomal complex. Gene Ontology annotation, biological process: mRNA splicing, via spliceosome. The record is from RefSeq and is a predicted model, not a curated record. Gene Ontology annotation, molecular function: metal ion binding; RNA lariat debranching enzyme activator activity.